CCGGCAAAACGUGCUUACCGCCUUUUAGAUAUCGAUACCGAAAAUUUUCGAUAGAGAAAUUGUUCAAGCGACGGUGACUACGACCUGAAGAACCAACUGAAGGUUAUCGCAUUACGUCCUCUAGAUAAUCCGUCGCAACUUCAUCUGAUCAUCGACCGAAAAUACUUUUCUUGAAGGUGAAUACGCCGCAUCUGAACAAACCGCAACCAUGGUCCGAAAACUUAAGCAUCACGAGCAGCGACUCCUCCGCAAAGUCGACCUCCACAACUACAAAUCCGACGCCGGCCAUCGCGAACAUGCCGUCCGCCAGCGCUACUACCUCCAAAAUCCCAUGGACUACAAGAAAUACAACUCCCUCGCUGGCUCUCUGCGACAACUCGCACACAAGCUCUCCGCGCUGGACCCCGAAGACCCCUUCCGGAGAAAGACCGAGACCGAACUCCUCGAGAAGCUAUGGACAAUGGGGAUCUUGAAGCAGAGUCGCGAGCAGGGCGCGGGAUUGAGUAAGGUCGAGAGGGAAGUGACUGUUUCGGCAUUCUGUAGGAGACGGUUGGCGGUUAUGAUGGUUAGGUCGGGGAUGGUGGAGACUAUUAAGGCGGCCGUCACAUUCAUCGAACAAGGCCACGUGAGAGUCGGCACGGAAGUCGUUACGGAUCCUGCUUAUCUCGUGUCCCGCAGUAUGGAGGACUUCGUCACAUGGGUCGAUUCCAGCAAGAUCAAGCGCACCAUCAUGCAGUACCGCGACAAGCUGGAUGAUUUCGAACUGCUGUGAGCGCGGUGGCUUCACUCUCCGUGCGCACUUGGCGUGUUGUCGUUGAUAUUGGAAGUUGCUAGCAUAUGCAAUUAGCAUGUGCUUUUUUCAUACCCGUGGUGAUUGUCAGAUAGGCAAGGGUUUAGGAUACGAAGAUGAGAGGACGGAUCGACCGAGAAUGAUUCGGUUGUCUACCACAUGCAUUGCGACGGCGUUUAUAGGAAUUUCUCUGCGUCCCGGGAAAAAGAAAAGGAUUAUUGUUCAACAUUAGGGUUAUGAUCUAGUUAGAUAAUAACAGAUGAUAUCAUCAUAAAUAGCGCGCUGAGCUAU
This is a messenger RNA of Paecilomyces variotii, 1081 nucleotides long. RefSeq names its product putative U3 small nucleolar ribonucleo protein subunit. Lineage: Eukaryota; Fungi; Ascomycota; Eurotiomycetes; Eurotiales; Thermoascaceae. Gene Ontology annotation, cellular component: small ribosomal subunit; Mpp10 complex; small-subunit processome. The record is from RefSeq and is a predicted model, not a curated record. Gene Ontology annotation, biological process: rRNA processing. Bases 209 to 772 code for a protein of 187 amino acids. The transcript has 3 exons. Gene Ontology annotation, molecular function: snoRNA binding; structural constituent of ribosome; rRNA binding.